Xenopus tropicalis (tropical clawed frog) is the source of this 4754-nucleotide messenger RNA. RefSeq names its product KIAA1958. Bases 450 to 2690 code for a protein of 746 amino acids. The record is from RefSeq and is a predicted model, not a curated record. The transcript has 5 exons. Lineage: Eukaryota; Metazoa; Chordata; Amphibia; Anura; Pipidae.
ACUGAAUGUGUUAUUACAUACUUCCUGUGGUAUAUUUAUGACCGAGACUUUAAUUUCCGGUAGCCGAUCGGGACUUAUGCCCCCUCCCUCUCCCUCUUGUCUAUUUGUAUAUUUUCCCCUCCCACCAGCCAGUAUAAGCUCAUCAGCUAGGCGGAGUUGCGGUGAAAGGGGAUACUGUCUAGGUUAUUAUACCCCUCCCCGCAGACACACUGCUAGAGUGAUAAAGGUGGUGGAUGGGGGAGAGAAGUCCCCCAAAAUAGGACGAGAAGAGAGGAUAUUUAAAGCAUCGGAGGAGCAGCCUGAUCACCCUCCCUCCUCCUCCUCCAUCACAGUCUGUAAUGUGACAAUAAGUUGUUAUUGCAUACUUGGUAUAUAACACUGUCUUGCAGCUUCUUUCUGGGAUUCCUAUGGAUAUCCACCUGCAGGAAAUGAGCCCUUGAUAAUAUAAAAUGGAGGACUGCCUUCACACUUCUUCGGAAAAUCUCUCUAAGUUAGUGAGUUGGGCCCACAGUCAUGGAACCAUAUGUAGCCUUAUUCCUAACCUAAAGCACUUGCUCUCUGAGGGUUCCCAUGGCACAUUGACAGCAAUGUGGGGCUGUAGUGCAGGCCAUGCCUAUCAUUGGCCAUUGACUACUACUUGUCGUGCUGGACCACAAGAAAGAGUUUGUUUCCAAGAUAACAGAAGCUUCAACUCUGACAGCCCCAGCAUACUUGGUGUACCCUCAGAGACUCAAACUAGCCCCUUGGAAAGGUAUCCAGGGAGGCCUGGCAAAGCCAAAUUAGACUGCAAUAGAACAAGGGAUUCUUGUGAUUUUUCCUACUGUAGUGAACCAUCAGAGAUUGAUGAACCAGUAGAGGAAUAUGAAGAUGAAGCCACAUUAUUUGACAUGGUUUGUGAGUCAUCUGUAACUGAUGAAGACAGUGAUUUUGAAAGCACAGUGCAGCAGUCAUCAAGUGCUUCUCGAAAAAGGCCGAGUGGUGGGCUUAACUCUUCCCUUUCAGGAUCCCAAAAUCAUAUUGCAGAUGAGGAUAGCAGAGAUGUAAUUGUAAAAAAAAUCAAGCAGGAAAAUCCUGAAGACUAUUACAUUGUUGCAAAUGCUGAACUCAAAGGGGGUGCUGAUGGCCCCACGAUAUCUCUCACACAGAUGUCGAAGCCGAAGAAUCAGACACUUUCAUCAUCUCCCUUUGUAGGUCCAUCAAAAACAUCCAAUGUAGUACCACCAUCAAUAAGCAGUGAUUUGGAAAUACAAGCAAUUACACCUUCUCCAUUGGUUGUGCCCAGGCAGCCUCCACAGAAACCCCCCCAGAGACCAACAAUGACAUCACAAAACAAAACUGUACCUAAUGCUUCCUUAGUCAACCAACAAGUAGCACUUCAAAUGCCUGUCAGCACAUCCACAGGAAAUCCUAAUCAGCCCAUCAGCAUUCCUUUAUCAGCACUUCAAUUGCCAGGACAGGAAAAGCAGGAGGUCUCAGAAGAGCUUCUUCCCCCUGUAUUAAAACCAGUAUUGCCCAAUGAAGCAGCACUCUCGCCUUCAAUUUGUGCUGAACCUGAAGUUAGCUCAAGUCAGCAGCAGUCAAAUAACAUCCAAAAUAUCAACUGUGAGACAACACCGCAGUCAAUACCAGAUGAGGAUGAAGUUUUGGGGGAGCUGAAUAGGGAGCAGAACGAGAAGACCAUUAGAAGCACACAAACAGCUCUACGCAACUUCGCAUAUUCCACCAAGCUCAACAGAUUUCCCAUGUUUCAUUUUCAAGAUGAUCUAAAGGACUUGUGUAUCAGCGCGGUCAGCUCAAACACUACCAAGGCUACCUUAUAUGCUCUGAAUGUGUGGAGGUACUGGUGCAUGACAAGGGGAUUGAAAGACUGCAUGGACUUCACUAAGGUCCCUGCUGUUAAGCUGAAUGAGCUUUUGGAGGACUUUUAUGUGACUGUAAAGAAAACAGAUGGCUCAGAUUUUCUGGCAACAUCACUUCAUGCAAUACGCAGGGGAUUGGACCGUAUCCUGAAGAAUGCAGGAGCCGGGUUCUCCAUCACCAGCAGCGUCUUUAAUUCCUCUUCCCAGAAACUGAAAGAAAAGCUGAGAAUGCUGAACAAAGCUGGCAUGUCAGGGUCCCGCUCACGCAACAUUGUCUACUUCACUCUGGCAGAUGAAGAGGAAAUGUGGCGAAUUGGGUGUCUAGGGGACGAUGGGCCUGUUGCUUUGUUGUCUUCGGUGGUUAAAUACAAUAGUCAGUUCUUAAAUAUGAGGACUUUACAGGAACACGCAGACCUGAUGUAUGGUGAUAUUGAAUUGCUCAAGGAUGCAAACAAUAGACCUUUUUUUGCAAGAACAGAUAGUGUGAAGCGGGAUAAGCAGGCUAAUCCCAACAAGAUGUGCUACGGACAGAUCUACCAUGAGCAUUCAAAAGGCCCCAGGCGCUGUCCAUACUGUCUUUUAUAUAAGUACAUGUAUACCUACCGGCCCCCAACCCAGAUAGAGGUACAUUCCCCUUUUUACCUGACUGCUCGGAAAGAGGUCACUGGAAAUGAAAAGAUCUGGUAUGAGGAGCAGAGAAUGGGCCUUCGGUCUCUGCGUGGUGUUGUUCCAAAACUGGCAAAGCGCGUGAAGCUUGACCAGUGUGAAAAUUACACCUUUGUCUCAUUUACUCAAACAUUAAAAAAGUUUGGGCCACUCCACAACUAUUAACAAAGAUAACUCCCAAAUAUGACUAUUAAGUUUAAUUGCACACUUAACUCAGUGUGAGGGAACAGAGAUCUCCUCUGUUGUUUUUUUUUUUGUCUGAAUUUACUCACAAUUGGGAAGUUGGCAGACUGGAUAUUACAGGCUCUGUUAACUUUGGGAUCAGUUUUUGGCUAAAUGUUGCUAAAAGGCAUCACAUGAUGCAGUUUAUCUUUUUUGGAAACUUAAAAAAUGAACAGAGUUUUCUGAUAGUGCCUUUGGGGAGCCUUUCUUUAAAAAGUACAAGAAUAAAUAGACGGAAAACAGUGUCACUAAUACCCAAAUAUUUAAUCCUGAGGGUAUAUUUUCAAGCUCUAGUCUGAAUUAAAGCACAAGCUGGUUCCCUGGCCCUGGAAUGGAACUUCCAUGUUGUAUCAAGUUACAAAUGGCCUUUAGAUUGGCAUCAUUUUUAAGAGAUGGAUGGGUGACACCGAACCUUGGAAUAUAGGCUCAGUGGUACAAUGUUAAGACCAGAUCUAGUAACCAUAACAAACAAUUGCUACCUGCUUAUUGGUUACUGUGCGUUACUAGGUAUAGCAAACGGUGACCCUUUUAUUACAUUGCCCUCUAUUACUGUAGGAAGCCCAGUUAAGAGGAAAGCACGGUAAGGUGGACCAUGCCCUUUUUUCUGUCUGCACCAAAGCUUUUCCAGUAUGGUGUGGUUAGCAGCAUGGAAAACUUUUUUGCAGGGGGAUUUUGGAUAUUAAGUUACACCUCUACUGUUGCUGGUUACCCUAUGAGCUCCUAAUGGAGACUAUCCAGAUAAUGAAUUGCCAGCACUAUUAUGUAAAACACCAUAGUUAGGUGCAUUCUGUCAAAAUGAUUUUUGUUGGGUCUACAUUUUGCUGAAACACAUUCACAUCGGUCUCUUUUGGCCUACUUUGUGCACUGACACUCAGUCUUAAAUUUGCACCUAUAAAUAUCAGUGGAAGUGGAUAUCAUUGCUAUGAAUCGCCUUUUUUUUUUUUUUAAUGACAUGCAGAUGUGUAAUUCUCUUUGGUUAAUGCAUAAUUGCUUUCUAGCAUGCAGACAAGAGGGUUCCCAUCAGUCCCCAUUUUAGGACCUUGGUCCCCCAUACAUGCAUCUUUAAAGGAACUUCAUGGUCAUAAUCUUAAAUAGGUGCAGUCCAAAAGGGAAGCGAUCAAAAAGCAGACAUGGUCCAAAUAAACAUUUGCUUGGGGCACUUCAUGCUUUUGUGAGUGUCCCUGGAUUUCUCUUCCAAAAUUACACAAGAGGUACCCUGUACAUUAAAAGCUAUAAGUCCCCCCUACAAGUGCAGAGGUCAGCAGUGUAUUGAUUUAAUGAGAAGGAAAUACAUUUUCCCCAAGGUGUCAUCCCCAAAUACAAGAUUUCCUGCAGACUACUCAAAAUGGUCUCCUGAUGCUCGAGAUGUUUUUGCUGCAGAGCACACUUUAUAGGUUUUGCACAACAACUAUAGGAUCCCAUUUUUUCCAUCAAAGGAUAAGGAUUGUACUAACAAAGGCCUUACCUUUAUCUCAUAAAACUGCAAUUAUGAAUCUGAUCUGUUAUUUUCAGGAACCACAUUACAAAUAAAUAUAGCACACAUAUGUGUUGUUAUGGACUGAAUACUGGGGCUUCCUUACCUGAACUGCAUUUAUUUCUGAAAAAUGUCAACAUUCAGAAGAUGUUGUACAAAAUGACCUGCACCUGCGUCCUAAAGACAGACAGAAAGAAAGUUCAUAUAUAAUUGUCACAGGCCGAACCUUUUUAAAUGAAUUGUUGAGCAAUCUCUUGGAAGUCUUCUAACGUUAGACAUAUAUAGCUUUACUUUUCCAAUGGACUUUUUUUCGAUGAUAUUUAUGUACUGGACUAAAUUUUCUAUGGGAAUCACAGCAAAAGUGCCUCAGUCUUUGUGUUUCUCUUACUCUGUUACUGUGACUGUGUGAGCCAUUGGCAGUUGUCUUUUGUCUUAAGGAGGGUGGAUUUUACGUUGUACACUGGAUAAACACGUACUGCUGUUUGCAAUUUUACCACAUCCUCAUUAUAAUAAAACUUUGGUUUCUGUGUGCA